Theobroma umbraticum is the source of this 2865-nucleotide messenger RNA. RefSeq lists its product as uncharacterized. The record is from RefSeq and is a predicted model, not a curated record. Lineage: Eukaryota; Viridiplantae; Streptophyta; Magnoliopsida; Malvales; Malvaceae. Gene Ontology annotation, molecular function: protein dimerization activity.
CCUCGCGUAUGUGAAACUCUUUCCUAGCUUUUUGAGCCAACAACUAUUUCUUUUUGCUUAGUUUCUACAUAUUUAAAGUGAUAUAAAGCUGUUUUUAUAUAAGCCGCAGUUCCGAAAACUGAUGAUGGCUGAAUUUCCAACAAUAUAGAUUCAAUAUAUAGCAGUUUCUGAGCUUGUUAAGCUCCGAAAACUCCACGCUUCUCGGGUUGGUCUACACAAUUUACUAUCUAAUUCUUUCAAACGAAACCAAGAAAUUUGAGUUUGGGAAAUCACUUUGAAGUUGGAACUGCCAUGUCGUUGCCAAGUCAAGAUAAUCCGAACGAGUUGACCCAGCAGUUGGAUUCAAUCGCUGAUCAGAUCCUCUUUGAAGAUUGGAUUACUUUAUUUUCCAGAUCAAUUCCUUUAGCCAUUCCACCGGACGAAUCGACCCAGCAGAUGAACUCUCAGCUUCAGCCAGACGUGGAAAUGAAGACUGGUUCUGUGGCACAGAAUGAAGAUGGGAGUACUAGUUGGAGAUCAUUUUCACCAGACAUUUCACUGAACGGGUCGUGGGGUUCAGUUCUUGAGAUAUUAAGUACUGGUGAACAGCCAUACCCUCAAGCAGACUUUGACGUAGCGCCCAGUUUCGUGGCACAGACUGAAGAUUUGAGUCUGACAAUAUUGACAUCUAAAACAGACUUGCUACCACCAGGAGAACGUAAUCCUAAGGAGAUACCCCUCCCGUUGAAUUCUCUUCCUGAGAAUUUACCCGCUGAACAGCUGCUGAACUCUCAAGGACAUGUUGAAAAGGGAAUACAGUGUUUUGAACCAAACGGAAGCCACCUGGAUCAUGAAGAAAGACCACCUGAUCAAGCUUCAAAUGGACGAAAACGAAGGGGUCGUAAACCAAGGGUAACACCAGUAAAAAAAGCAAAGAACCAAAUUGAUCAAGCAGGGGCAUCCGCAGAGGCUUGCAAUCGACAGAAACGAAAGUUUCGUGAACCAAUAAUUCGCAGAAAAGAUCAAGAAAAUGAAAGAAAAAUGAAAAAAAUUGAGAGUGAUAGAAAGUAUCGGGAAAACAUUAAGAAUGAGUUAACGGAUUUGAGGCAAAUCAAGCCAGAGUACGAUAGACUUAUAAAACUCUCGUCCAGUGUUGGUGGGAUUGAUCAAUUGGAGUCACAGAUUAAUCGUAUAAAAUCUGGGUUACAUAAACUCCAACAAGAAGAGGUAGGAAACGAUAUGUUCCAGCAAGUAAUAGUUGAUUCGGCCAAUCGAGUUCCAUUGAUUAGGGCAAAUGAAGUCCAAGUAUGCGGAAAUGAGGAAAUGGCGUCCUUGUCGGAUAAAUACAAGGAAAUGGAGGUCGACUCUCAUAGACUGGAACUAAUGAAAUCCAAGUAUGGAGAAAUUGAGGAAAUGGAAGUCAUGUUGGAUAAAUUCAAGAAUAUAGAGGCCGAGGCCAACAGACUGGAACAAAUGAAAUCCGAGUAUGGAGAAAUUGAGGAAAUCGAAUCCAUGUUGGAUAAAUUCAAGAAUUUGGAGGCCGAGUCACAUAGGUUCGAGCAAAUAAAGCUCUUGUUUGGUGGAGUUGAUGAAAUUGAGACCGAGAUAAAUAGGCUUAAGAAAAUAGAGCUGCAGCUCGAAAAACAUAAGCAAAUGGUGAACCGAAAGGAACUGGACUGCUUUCAGGCAUCCCCAUCCCCUGGUAGUCUCCAGCAACUGGACAUGGAUCAAUUAUACAGACAACAGCGAAACGAGGCCGAUUUCAAUCGAUUCGAGCAAAUGAAGUCUAAGUUUGGUGGAACUGAGGAAAUGGAGUCCAAGUUGGAUAAAUUCCACAGGAUGGAGGCCGAGUUACAUAGAUUCGAACAAAUAAAGUCCGAGUUCGGAGGAAUUGAUGAAAUCGAGGCUCGAAUCUAUAGGCUUAAGAAAAUAGAAUCGCAGCACGACAAUCAAAAGGAACUGCAUUUUUUCCCGGAAUCUCCGGGCAGUCUACAGCUUGCUUUGCAGGAGCUGCGAGGAGUGCAGUCAUUGGACUUGGCGGGCGACUCUGACAUGGUGUCAGCUGAUGGAAUUAGUCUAAUGUCCCCUGCCGUUGUGAGGGAGACAAAUAUAAUGCACGACAUGCAGUAUUCUGAUCUCCUUGUGACUAAAUUUAUGGCGGAGCUUGAUGAUGACAACGUCGUGAGCAACGUGGACCUCUCCAGCUUUAAAGAUUUAGAUGGAGAGCGCAAAAAAGUUGGUAAGUAUAGGAUCCCGCCUUCUCUGGUCUCGACGGCGGAGGGUAUCAUUAGGGCAUAUGGUGAUAUUACGGACAAGUGCAGAUUUGGUUAUAGUGUUGUUGAGACUGCUUAUAUUUUGCUUUGUGCUGCGAUCGAAGAGAUGAGUAAUUUGUCGCUUGGGCAAGUUAGCGAAGAGGUUAUGUUGAAGUGGAGAGACGCAAUUAAGGAUGCUAAUGGUCUUAACUGUGAUGCAAAAUUUGCUAUGGAAAAUUUGAAAAAAAUUGCAUACGGUUAUUUUGGUCUCAAAGCAAAAACUGACGGUGAAAUCUUGAAACUGAGGAUGACAAGUCUAAAGACUGAAGUAUUAGCCUUGCAAAUGGAACUUGAAAACAAGACAAAAGAGAUGGAGGACCUGAAAGCCAAAGAAGAAGACCUGACAUCAGCGCAAUGCAAGGUUUGUCAGAAAUUCGCGGAUCAACUUUUAAAAAAAUCCAUCAGUGUUUUUUGAUUAAUAGGUUCUAUGUUCUUUUGUUUUUUCCUUCUGAGUGAUGUUGGGUCAUAUAACAGUACUUUCUAAUACAAGUAUCAUUCAGUUGUAUGUGAAAAGUGGAGAAGUUAUAGUAAAAUUUAGAUGCUUACUAAGUGAACAUAACAGGUUGCUUUUUCA